AUGGCUUCCCAAGUCAAAUUCUUCGUCGCCUUGUGCUUCAUUCUCAUCAACGUUUUGGUCAAUGUUCAAGGCUACGAAUUUACUAUUGGUCCUCAUGCCGAUAUUGAUAUCACAAAAUUUGAGGCCUCACUCACUGUCCCACCAUUUUCUAAGGAUGGCAGACAUCAGUUUGGAGCAGGUUGCACCAACCAAGCUCACGACUAUGCUCAUGAGAAUCGUCUCAGCGAUCACAACCCCGGUAAAUGGGAAGUUGAUAUGAUGCACGGUAGCGGUGGUAUUGCCACAGAUAACAACAUUUUGCCUGGAGAUAAGAUUCACAGUACUUUUGAGUAUAAUACUGCAACUCAUGUUACUAUCAACAAUGUCACUAUCGUACCUGGUUCCCAAAGCAUCAACGCUGGUCAGAAGACUAGAACAAAGAUUGACGUAGUAAAUAUUCCACAAGAGGUUCCCACUGCUGGAAAGUUGAACGUUGUCAGACUUUACUUCCGUCCAAGUGGUGGCGCUGUUUGGGAUUUUGGACCAAUUGUCUGGGAGAAUGUUAUCAUCACUUCUCGAACAACUGAUGCUUCGUGGUGCAGUGACAGUUGGAAAAUCAGUGAUGAUCUUAGUGUCACUGGUGGUAACGUGUAUUGGGGAGAAGGAGACCAAACAAUAUGCCAGACUGAUCGUAUGACAUGGGAACCUAAGAAAGGUAAUUGA
Botrytis fragariae is the source of this 702-nucleotide messenger RNA. RefSeq lists its product as uncharacterized. NCBI's taxonomy places the organism in Eukaryota, Fungi, Ascomycota, Leotiomycetes, Helotiales, Sclerotiniaceae. Bases 1 to 702 code for a protein of 233 amino acids. The record is from RefSeq and is a predicted model, not a curated record. The transcript has 6 exons.